UUGUGCUUAAGAUGAAUUAUGGUUUAUAAAGCAGGAUGCAUUUGGGAGCAUUUUCUGAGUAAACGGCGUGGAUUUUAAUAGAAAUCCUUCACAGGAACCUUUCAGAAUUAGUUUUGUGUUCACAUUUAGGCUCAUUCUAUGCACGACUAUAAAUGAAGCCCGUGGUUCUUCUGAAAACGUCUUGAUUUUCAGUUGUUUUAGCUCAUGUUAAUGCUGGUUUAGAUCAUCGUAAGUCUGGUUGGAGGGUUGCUGUCCGGACAGAGGGCCCUCGGGGCUCUAAGCGCUGCGGCUCUCGUCUGAAGCUCCUCUGCCGGGGACGAGGCGUCUCGACGGGACGAUAGGUAGCCCUGCUCUCUCUCUUUUCUCCUCUCAAUGAGGGACGGAGCUCAAUUAGCAUUUCACAAGUCCCUUUCUCCUUUUCUAUCGCACCCUUCCCCGCGGAGCCGCUGCUUUCUGCGGGAUUGUCCUGCUCCUGGCGCUGGUCUCCGUUGGCAGGGUGACAGUAUUCGAGUGAGCAAACUCCUGCUAUUGUCCUCCAGCCAGAGGGAGCCAUGGAGACCCACUAAUAUGACACAGGAAAGUGUUUGCUGAUGGCAAUUCUAUGGGCUUUGUCUAACUCUUUCUCUUUCAUGACGACUCGAUUUAAGUCUCCGAAUGUUUGACUACAAAUGUGAGAGUGCUCUCCGGCUCCUCCGCCUUUGUCCCGCGAGGUUUGAAUGAGUAAUUCAGCUUUUGUGUGGCUCGAUUGAGGGGGCAAACAGAGAGACAAGAUUCUUGAGCGCUCAAGCCCCCUCUCCAUGGUUAUGCGCACAUCUCCUCCCCUGAACCCGCUCCUGACAUCCCUGUAAGGCGAAGAGCGCAACUUCAGAUCGUCUUCUGGAAGUGAGGUGAAGCGCGGCUUCAGGGCCACGGGGCCCUCGCUCCAAACUCCGUCAAAUCACAAACAGACUGCAGCGAGCGCGGGAUGAUCAGGCCACCGUUUGUUUCCACUAAGAAAUAUUGCAUCUGCUGCUAUUUUCCCUCUCGGGGAUUUCCAUGACAACAGUGUGGGGUGGCAAAGAAUCCGACACCGGGAUCUCGGUGGCUCAUUGGGGAGCAUUGUGAGGAAAGUGAGGUCUCUGAUUGGCUCAGGAAAGCACCAUAACUACACCCAGUCUAUAGCCAUUCAGCUUCUUCGAGAGCUUGGGCUAUUACAGAGCUGGACCUCACUCUGGCUUUGCUUCGCCAGGUCUGAUGCGAAGCUGGAGUCAGUAUUGCGACUGUAGACUCUAGAGCUGGAGGUCCGAGCUUCACAGGAGUGCGUGAGGAUGUGCUGCUGAGGUCUGCGUGAUGGCGAGCUCCGACAGCGAGGUCAAGACGCUCCUGAACUUCGUCAAUCUGGCGUCGAGCGACAUCAAGGCGGCGCUGGAUCGAUCCGCGCCCUGCAGGCGCUCCGUGGACCACCGCAAAUACCUGCAGAAGCAGCUCAAGCGCUUCUCGCACCGCUACGCCAAGAUGCCCCGCUGCCACUCGCACAGAAACGGCGACUCGGCGCCCGCUAAACUCUCCGAGGAUCAAGCGCCGCCCGGGACCGGGACCGGGAGCGGGAGAGAGGAGCGUCUGAACGCGGAGGACGGAGCGCGGUCGGGACAGGGACAGGGACAGGGACAGGCUCCGAUGCCGAUGCGCAAGCGGCAGCUCCCGGCGUCCUUCUGGAAGGAGCCGCAGUCCUCAUCCGGGAGCCGCGAGCGUCUGGAGCGCUUCCUUCAGAGCGGACACGUCAGACCGCCCGCGGUGAAUGGCGAGAGAAGCACGACGGUGUUUGAAGACUUGAACGCAAACCCGCUGCUGUCCGGUCGCGCGGCGUGCGCGUGCUCGUGCUGCUCGCUCCCGUACCGCUUUCUGCUGCCUCACGCGGACGCGCCCCUCAGCAGCCGCGCGCAUGUGGUCAUCAAGCCGAUCCCCACCAAACCCUCCUCUUCCUCAUCUUCCUCCUCCUCCUCCGUGUUCAGCGUGUUCGGCUUCAUUUAGACACUGUAGCGAACUCCCC
Messenger RNA from Sinocyclocheilus rhinocerous, 2029 nucleotides. Its product is annotated as protein FAM181A. The record is from RefSeq and is a predicted model, not a curated record. Lineage: Eukaryota; Metazoa; Chordata; Actinopteri; Cypriniformes; Cyprinidae. The transcript has a single exon. The coding region runs from base 1330 to 2010 and encodes 226 amino acids.